This is a messenger RNA of Daucus carota subsp. sativus, 1725 nucleotides long. RefSeq names its product transcription initiation factor TFIID subunit 8. Bases 314 to 1414 code for a protein of 366 amino acids. NCBI's taxonomy places the organism in Eukaryota, Viridiplantae, Streptophyta, Magnoliopsida, Apiales, Apiaceae. Gene Ontology annotation, cellular component: transcription factor TFIID complex. The transcript is spliced from 2 exons. Gene Ontology annotation, molecular function: protein heterodimerization activity. The record is from RefSeq and is a predicted model, not a curated record.
CAUUUUUAUUUAUGGCCUUGCUUAUAAAUAAUACCCUCGAGGCUCCCAUUCGAGAUCUGUAUCUAUCUGUGUGUCUCUCCCCUUUUUCUUUCAUCCCUCCAUAACCCUUUUACAAAUAGUUGAUAGUAAUUGUAUAAACCCCAAUUCUUAAACCCCUUUAUAUUUUCAGAUUUUAAAACCCUAAACUUUUUAGAUUGUAUUAAUUACACUUUUCUUGGUUGCUAACAAUUGGGUUCUGGAGCAUUACUAAGUUCAAGUGUUGAGGUGAAUGGUGGGGUUUGUGCAAAGACCUAGAUGAUACUGGUGUUUGAAUAUGAGAGAUGAAGGUGUAGUGGAGAUUAAGAGAGAGAAAAGCAAUCUGAGUAGAAGGGCAGGAGGGGACGAAUUCGGACGUGCAGUAUCAAGAAUUGCGGUUGCUCAGAUAUGUGAAAGUGUGGGGUUUGAGAGUUUUAAUGAGUCUGCAUUGGAUGCUCUUGCUGAUAUUGCGGUUAGGUACCUUCGUGAUUUAGGAAGGUCGGCUAGUUUUAAUACUAAUUUAGCUGGGAGGACGGAGACUAAUGUGUUUGAUAUAAUUCGAGGGUUGGAGGAUUUGAGUGCUUCAACUGGAUUUUUAGGUGCGUCGGGAGAUAGUGUUUGUUUAGCGGAGUCGGGAACUGUGAGAGGGAUUAUAGAGUAUGUUGAAACAGCAGAAGAAGUUCCGUUUGUUCAGCCAGUUCCCAAUUUUCCCAUAGUAAAGAAACCAAGUAGAAUUCCCAGUUUUGUGCAAAUGGGUGAGACACCAGCUUUUAAACAUGUUCCUGCGUGGCUGCCGGCGUUUCCUGAUCCCCAUACAUAUAUCCAUACACCAAUGUGGAAUGAAAGAAAGACAGAUCCCCGUGCUGAUAAAAUUGAGCUUGCUAGGCAACGAAGAAAGGCAGAAAGUUCUUUGUUGAACUUGCAACAAAGAAUAAUGUGUAAUGGCUCAGCUGUAGCUUCUACCUCGACCAAGUUAGACAAUGGCUUCGUGGCAGGUGAAAGCAAAAACCCCUACCUUGCUGCUCCUUUUAAAGCAGGAGAAAAAGAUGUUUCAACAAUAGUUAUGCCAUCGAAACUGUCGGAAGAAGGGCGUGAAAAUAAGCAUGUUUCUCUGUUAGAGACAUUUGCUCCUGCAAUUGAAGCAAUAAAGGAAGGUAUUAGUGAAUUUGGAGAUGGUGCUGGAACUAGUAUCCCGGAUAAGAGGCUAGCUGUUCGUUUGAACUUUAAAACUGCUAGAAAAGCAUUUUUAUGUGAAUCUCCGGACUUGAGCCUUCUGAAAAAAGGUGGACAGGCAUCAUUUUGGUUUGGAAGAGAUGAAGAUAGGGAUGACAAAAAGAGGAGAGCUGAGUUGAUCAUUAGACAGUCUAUGGAAAACCCAAUGGACCUCACUCAGUUGUAAAUUAGUUCAUUAUCAUGUGCUCAUCUCAGAUCAAUUUCGAGUUCAGAAAAUAGAAGCGGAUUAGGGAGUCAAUAGUCAUCCAUUGUACUGUAGUUACAGAGUAGCCUUUCUGACUAGAUAUUUUUCGUAGUCCCAGAGUUACAAGGUACGACAGUGUUUCUUAGACUUUUCAGCAUUAUAGCCUUCGUUUUUUUUUUUAUAUAGUAAUUGAUUUGUAGCUUAUUCUUUUAACUCCAUGUUGUCGAAUGAUGCGUGUAUUUUCUAAACCCCAAGUGGUGAAUGUCAGAAAUCACAGAGGUCUUUAGAGAUAA